Hibiscus syriacus is the source of this 1008-nucleotide messenger RNA. Its product is annotated as chaperone protein dnaJ 10-like. The record is from RefSeq and is a predicted model, not a curated record. The coding region runs from base 37 to 1008 and encodes 323 amino acids. Lineage: Eukaryota; Viridiplantae; Streptophyta; Magnoliopsida; Malvales; Malvaceae. The transcript has 9 exons.
CCUCCUUAACUUCAGUCCCAAGAUAAUAUUAUAACAAUGAUGAAGGAUACUUCAUAUUACGAUGUAUUGGGUGUCAAUGUUGAUGCAUCUGCUGCUGAAAUCAAGAAGGCUUAUUACCGAAAAGCAAGGCAAGUUCACCCCGAUAAAAACCCCGGGGAUCCAAAAGCUGAUGAUAAAUUUCAUGAACUCUCUGAGGCUUACCAGGUUCUAAGCGAUUCUUCAAAACGUGAACAAUAUGACAAACAUGGAAAGGCAGGACUCCAACAAGACUCCAUGAUGGAUCCUGCAGCCGUGUUUGGAAUGGCUUUCGGAAGUGAAUACUUCGACGAAUAUGUCGGACAACUACAAAUGGCUACUUUGGCAUCCGUUGAACUUGAAGAUACUUCACUAGAUAGGGAAGCUCGUUUGCAAAGGCUUAAGGAAAAGCUUGCGGCAUUGCAGAAAGAAAGGGAAGAAAGGCUUAUCAAAACACUGAAAACCAGGCUUCAGCCGUACGUUGAUGGUUAUACCACUGAGUUCAUUGAUUGGGCGAAUUCUGAAGCACAGCGACUUUCAAAAGCCGCAUUUGGUGAGCAAAUGCUACAGACUAUAGGAUACAUUUACACGAGGAAAGGUGCGAGUGAACUCGGCAAAGAAACGUAUAUGAUGGUACCCUUUUUUGCUGAAUGGGUGCGCGAUAAAGGUCACCGUGUGAUAUCACAAGUAAUUGCAGCCUCAGGUGCUGUUAAUUUAAUUCAGAUACAAGAAGAACUGAAGAAAGCGACACAAGGAGAACACGCAGAAGAAAACUUAAUGAAAACCUUUGAAGAUAAAAAGGAUGCCAUGCUUCAAUCCCUCUGGAAGAUCAAUGUGGUUGAUAUUGAAACAACUUUAUCUAAUGUUUGCUUAGCAGCACUUGAAGACCCUGAUGUACCCAAGGAAGUUCAGGUUUUACGAGCCAAAGGAUUGAAAACACUUGGAUCAAUUUUUGAAGUACGAAUUUCUCAAGAGUCUUGUAGUUCAGCUUGA